Molecule: messenger RNA, 2085 nt
Organism: Ophidiomyces ophidiicola
Lineage: Eukaryota; Fungi; Ascomycota; Eurotiomycetes; Onygenales; Onygenaceae
Exons: 5
Coding region: 1-2085 (694 amino acids)
Biological process (GO): protein localization to membrane; vacuolar transport
Cellular component (GO): membrane; Golgi apparatus
Source: RefSeq, a predicted model, not a curated record
AUGGCCCACGAUAUCCGGCUAUGGCACCCCGUUGUGCUGGCUAUUUCUUUUUUCUCAACCGCUCAUGCCUUCUACAUACCUGGCUAUUCAAUCCGGAGCUAUCGUGAAAAUGACGCCAUUCCCCUUCUAGUAAAUAAGAUUUUCUCCGACCGUUCCCAACUUCAGUAUGCUUACUUUGACCUUCCAUUCGUCUGUCCUCCAAGCGGCAAGAAGCAUGGAAGUUUUCCGUUUGCCAGUGGCCACAGCAUGUCUCUCAAUCUGGGUGAAGUCUUGCGUGGAGAUCGUAUUCAAACAUCUGAUUUUGAAGUGUCAAUGGGGAAAAACAUUGGUUGCCAAUUUCUUUGUUAUAAAAAGAUUGGCCGCAAAGAUGUAUACCGUGCGAAGAAUCUUAUCUCAGAAGGAUAUGUUGUAGAAUGGAUUCUGGACAAUUUGCCGGGGGCAACGAGCUUUGUUUCGGUAGACAGGUCCAAACGAUAUUAUUCUACAGGUUUCAAACUUGGAUACCAGGACUUUUCGCCUUCUGUCCGGCAGCCCAGAUUCUUCAUCCACAACCACUUUACUUUGGUGAUCCGCUGGCGAGAUGCUCCAGGAAAUGCUGGCCCUCAUAGUGGGAAAGUUAUUGUCGGAUUCGAAAUUUAUCCGAAAAGUAUUGGUGGCGUUGGUCGUUCCGCGAACGGGUGUCCAAAGGAUGUACAUGCGAAGCAAGAGCGCCUAGAGCUGUACAUUGCCCCAAACAAUACUAGACUGGCCGAAAAGUAUCCAGGCUCUUCUUAUUUACCAGAGAACGAUGAUGUCGAUGACGGCGCGUCAAUCACGGUCCCGUACUCAUACUCAGUAUAUUUCCGGAAGGAAGAAAACAUUGGAUGGUCUAAUCGAUGGGACCUGUAUUUUUCGAGUCAUCAAGAGGGUCGAAUUACCCAUUGGCUCGCAAUUCUGAAUGCUCUUACUAUUGCGACAGUACUAGGGUUCGUUGUUUUUGUUAUUUGGGGGAGAACCAUGUCGGAUGGCAAAGGCCGCGGUGAAGGAUAUAUUGAAGAAGGGAAAGUAAAACUGGUAUCACGGACCCCAAGAAGUGGUAGUCGAACUCCUAGAACCCCCAAAAGUGACAAGACACCCUCCAUUAGUCUCCUUGACCACCACACGGAAGAUCGUUACGAUGACCAUUUAUCUGAUGAAGAGAUGGAGGAGGUAGCUUCAUGGAAGCAUUUACAUGGCGAUGUGUUUCGUACUCCAGCAUACAGUGGACUUUUGGCACCUAUAGUUGGCUCAGGAAUGCAGCUCCUCUUCAUGGCAGUUGGCCUUCUAGCAUUAAGUUGCCUUGGGGUCCUGAACCCUAGUUUCAGAGGAGGUUUUUUGAGCGUCGGCAUGGGACUGUUCGUCUUUGCUGGCACUUUCUCUGGUUAUUUUUCAGGAAGGCUCUAUAGGACCUUCGGAGGGAAGAAUUGGCAUAAAAACACCAUAGUUACUGCACUGCUUUUUCCGGGGCUGUUCUUUGCCUUAAUUUUCGUUCUCAACCUAUUUGUCUGGGCCCAGGCGUCCAGCACAGCUAUCCCAUUUGGGACAUUGAUAGCAAUUAUUGCCCUCUGGCUUUUGAUUCAACUUCCUCUCGUUUAUUUUAGUGGCUGGUACGGUUAUGAAAAAACAACUCCUUGGGAUCAUCCCACUCGCACGAGUUCAAUCUCUCGACAAAUCCCACCCCAGUCGUGGUAUUUGACGUCCAUCCAAGGCACACUUUUGACCGGACUUCCACCUUUCGCAGUUCUUUUUGUGGAAUUGCUUUUUGUCUUUCACAAUCUACUUCAAGAUAAGAGCGGCUACUAUUAUGUGUUUGGGUACUUGAGCGCGAUCUGCAUUAUCUUGAUUAUAACUGUCAGCGAAGUGACAAUCAUCGCUACGUAUAGUCAACUUUGCGCAGAGAACCAUCGAUGGUGGUGGCAGAGCUUUAUUAUUGGAGGUAGCAGUGCUUUAUGGGUAUUCAUUUCCUUUCUGGGCUGUGCUGUCUACGGCUUACUAACCGGAACGGUGGGAUUUCUUACCGCUUAUGCUUUUGUCCGUCGAAUAUAUAGCUCUGUUAAGACAGACUAG